This is a messenger RNA of Ictalurus furcatus (blue catfish), 4446 nucleotides long. It is a transcript of the gene itga7, whose product is annotated as integrin, alpha 7. Gene Ontology annotation, molecular function: integrin binding. The record is from RefSeq and is a predicted model, not a curated record. The transcript has 25 exons. Gene Ontology annotation, biological process: cell-cell adhesion; cell-matrix adhesion; cell adhesion mediated by integrin. Gene Ontology annotation, cellular component: integrin complex; external side of plasma membrane. Lineage: Eukaryota; Metazoa; Chordata; Actinopteri; Siluriformes; Ictaluridae. The coding region runs from base 317 to 3658 and encodes 1113 amino acids.
GAGAGACACCUACAGAGAGAGAGAGAGAGAAAGAGAGAGAGAGACAGAAAGAGAGAGACAGGCAGGAGGGGAGGGGGAGGAGUGUGCUAUUCAAGGCUCUUGUCCUCUGUGUGUGUCCAUCACAGCCCAGGGGGUGGAGCUUACACACACACACACACACACACACCCUGUCCCGCUCUCACACUCAGCUCAGACUGACAGUAGUGAGUGGAAGCACAGACACACUGAGGAACCAGGAUCUCCCGGAGGAUUUUAGGACACUGCUUUAGGGUGUGUGUGUGUGUGUGUGUGUGUGUGUGUGUGUGUGUGUGUGUUAAUGAUGGCAUGCCAGUUUACACUCCCGGUGUGUGUGUUCCUGCUGUUGUGGUCAUGUGUGUGUGGCUUUAACCUGGAGACCACUGACACUCUGAGCAAAGAGGGAGAACGCGGCAGCUUCUUCGGCUUCUCACUCGCCCUCCACACACAGACCACCCCCCAUAACCAGAGCUGGAUCCUGGUGGGGGCGCCACGAGCUCGAGGUCUUGGUCACCUGCGUCACACUCACACAGGUGCUCUGUAUCGCUGUCCAAUCACAGCUGAGGAGUUUGAUUGUGAGCGAGUCGACAUCGAUGGAGACGUGAGUUUGGACAGAGAGAGUAAAGACAAUCAGUGGCUCGGUGUGACGGUGAAGAGUCAAGGCAUCGGAGGAAAAGUUGUGACGUGCGCUCACCUUUACGAACUCCGCCAACGCGUUAAUCAGCCGUCUGAAACCCGCGAUCCGAUUGGCCGGUGCUACGUACUCAGUGAAGACCUGAGUGAGAGAGAUGACCUGGACGGAGGAGAAUGGAAGUUCUGUGAAGGUCGUCCUCAAGGUCACGAGCAAUUUGGUUUCUGUCAGCAGGGACUAGCAGUGAGCUUCACCCCCGAUAAUAACUACAUCCUGUUUGGAGCGCCAGGAACCUAUAACUGGAAAGGGCUGUUGUUCAUGGCAAGCGCGGUUGAGGACGCGUUGGUGUAUAAAACUCUGGAACCAUCCAAACGGCCCAUGGUUCAGGAUGUAGCCCAGAAUAGCUACUUAGGUUUUUCGGUGGACUCGGCUAAAGGAGUGAUGCAGCACUCCGAGCUAACGUUCAUAGCUGGCGCACCUCGUGCUAAUCACACUGGCGCCGUGGUGCUGCUGAAGAAGGACAGCGCGUACCGCCUCGUCCCCGAGUUCAUCCUGUGGGGGGAGGAGCUAGCGUCCUCGUUCGGAUACUCUGUGUCUGUCACAGACCUCAACCAGGACGGGUGGACAGAUUUAAUCGUGGGAGCUCCAAACUUCUUCGACCGUAAGGCGGAGAUUGGGGGGGCGGUGUACGUGUUCCUGAACCCCACUGGUCACUGGGAGGAGGCACGGCCCAUCCGCCUCAACGGAACCUAUGACUCCAUGUUCGGCAUGACGGUGAGCGCCGCGGGAGACCUCGACCUUGACGGAUACACAGAUUUUGCAGUGGGUGCUCCGUUUGAUGGACAGGGUAAAGUGUUUAUUUUCAGGGGUUCAGCUGAAGGAAUCGACACUAAACCGUCUCAGGUUCUGGACGGAUUAAAUGCAGGAGUGUCCCGUUUCGGUUACUCCAUAUCCGGAGGUUUGGAUAUCGAUGGGAAUUUGUACCCGGACCUGGCGGUCGGAUCCCUCAGUGACCAGGUGGUUCUGUUCAGGUCACGGCCGGUGAUCCAGGUGAUCAGGGACAUUUCAGUGGAGCCGCAGCACAUUGACCUGACGCAGCACACCUGUAAGGGCCGAGACGGUGUGUGUGUGGAGGUGAAGGCCUGUUACAGCUACAGAGCUCAGCCUGAGUCUUACUCACCUUACAUCACUCUUGGUGUUCAUUUCGAGGCAGACACUGAGCGCAGGAAGUCGGGGCUGCCUCACAGAGUUCACUUCCUGGGUCGAAGGUCAUCUGAGCCUGAAUACAUUCAUUCAGAAGAGCUCGUGCUGAGAGGCCAAAAUCACCCAGCUUGCCAGUCCGCCACCUUCAUAGUGCAGGAGAACAUCAGAGAUAAACUGCGUCCGGUCUCCCUCGCUAUCACACACACCAUAAAAAGGACACGACAUGACGGACACGGCGGUGAUCACACACACACACACCAGCGUCUGGGCCGUCUCACCCCCGUCCUGAGUCUCACCCCCCCUAACACACUCCACUCUGAGGUGAACUUCAUCAGAGAGGGCUGCGGUGACGACAACAUCUGCCAAAGUAACCUGAAACUGAACUACAGAUUUGGGACACGACCCUCAAUUUCAGAUCUCUUCACUGCUUUACCAAUAGGGGAGGAUGGUGUGCCUGUGUUUUCUCUUUCUGAUCAGAGGUCAGUGGUUUUGGAGGUGACGGUGAUGAACAAGCCCUCUGACCCCACCCACCCCGAGGAGGAUGGAGACGAUGCCCAUGCUGCUCAGCUCACACUGACACUACCACACACACUCACCUACUCUGGGGUCAGGGGUCAGCAGGUGGUGUGUGAGGCGAAUCAGAAUGGCUCCCAGGCGGAGUGUGAGCUCGGAAAUCCACUAAAGAGAGAUGCUGUGUUGAUUUUCUACAUUAUAUUGAGCACGUCAGGCAUCACAGUGGAAACCAGGUCUUUAUCAGUGAACCUGCAGAUGUCCACGAUCAGUGAUCAGCUCCACCUGUCUCCUGUUACAGCUCUCGCUCGAGUAGUGAUCGAACUUCCUUUCACUGUCACCGGAGUGGCUCGUCCUCAUCAGCUGUUCUUCAGUGGGAAGGUUCGAGGUGAGAGUGCGAUGGAGACACUGGAGCAAACAGGAAGUGAAGUGGAGUUCGAGUUUACUGUGUCUAACAGCGGUCAGUCUCUGCAGACUCUGGGCUCGGCGUUUCUCACCAUCAUGUGGCCUCACCAGCUGGCGAAUGAGAAAUGGCUGCUUUACCCAACGGGUUUACACUCGGCCCAUCCACACACACACUGCACACACCACCCUGCACUCAACACGCUCGGCCUCAAACACCCACCUCAUACACACCACCCACACACACAGCAGCUCCAGGUCAGGAGACCGCGCUCAUAUCCUGAGGAUGAGGAACAAAUGCCCAUGAAGAACAACAUAAACGACAACACGCCAGCCGUCGCUGCUAACGAGAGACGCAAAUCCCUCAAACUGGACUGUGUGUUAGGCUCAGCGAGGUGUGUGGUGUUUCAGUGUGCACUGCAGAAUUUCUCCGGUUCUGCAAAGUUCACAAUCAAAGCUCGUCUCUGGAACAGCACAUUUAUAGAGGAGUUCUCGGCGGUCAGUGUGUUGGAGGUGUUGGUCAGAGCAAACAUCUCAGUGAAGUCUAGCAUAAAACAUCUGGUGCUGAGAGACGCUGCUGCACAGGUAUCAGUGAUGGUGUAUCCUGAGCUGAGUGUGUUGGAUCAGUCAUGGGUUCCAUGGUGGAUUAUCCUGAUCGCUAUAUUAGCUGGAGUGAUCGUCCUCGCUGUGAUCAUCUGCAUCUUGUGGAAGUUCGGGUUUUUCCGGAGGUCUCCAUAUAAGGACAGCGUUCCUCAAUAUCAUGCAGUGAGAAUCCGGCAUCAGGAACGUUCUCACCUCCACCCUGACCUCCAGCCUGAAAAACCUCUCAAACCUGAAAAAAACCCCACAUCACACAUCAAACAUUGGAGGACACAGUGGAGCGACGGCACACACUGACACACACACACACACACACACACACACACACACACACACACACACACACAUACACACACAGGUUUACUUCAGCAUGUGCUAAUAAUCAGUUAAACGAUAUUAAACACACAACAGCAUUAUAGUGCUUCCAGAAGUCCUCUGUGUUCCAUUUAAGAUGCUGCUUACAUAGAGAAUAGGGCAUAGGGUUGUCUGUCUGGUCCAUAUAUGGGAUAGGGUGUGUCUUUCUGGUCCAUAUAUGAAUAUGGCAUGUGUUUCUAAUCCAUAUAUGGGAUAGGGCAUAUCUUUAUGGUCCAUAUAUGGAAUAGGGCAUGUCUUUAUUGUCCAUAUAUGGAAUGGGGUGUGUCUUUAUUGUCCAUUUAUGGAAUGGGGCAUGUCUUUAUUGUCUAUAUAUGGAAUAGGGUGUGUCUUUCUGGUCCAUAUAUGGGAUAGGGUGUAUUUAUGGUCCAUAUAUGGAAUAGGGUGUGUCUUUAUGGUCUAUAUAUGGAAUAUAUGGCAUAUAUUUGAGCCCAUAUAUGGUAAUCGUGGGUACAUGAGGAAGUGUUUGUGUGUAUAUAGAAAUGUGGUUAUUGAAGAAAAGGUCAUUAUUUGUCACACAUACAUUACAUUACAGGGAAAUUCUUUUCUUUGCAUAUCCCAGCUUUUUGGAAGUUGGGGUCAGGGUCAGCCAUGAUACAAUGCACCUGGAGCAGAGAGGGCUAAGGUCCUUGCUGAAGGGCCCAACAGUGGCAGCUUGGUGGUGCAGGGGCUUAAACCCCCGACCUUAGCCCCUUAACCCCCAUUUCAGGAAA